GUCGCCGGGGCCGAGGCGCGCAGGCCUGUCUCGGCGGCCGGGGGCGGGUGUGGGUCAGGGGCGCCAUGUGGUUCAUGUACGUGCUGAGCUGGCUGUCGCUCUUCAUCCAGGUGGCCUUCAUCACGCUGGCCGUCGCGGCUGGACUCUAUUACCUGGCCGAAUUGAUUGAAGAAUACACAGUGGCCACCAGCAGGAUCAUAAAAUACAUGAUUUGGUUUUCCACGGCUGUGCUGAUUGGCCUUUACGUCUUUGAGCGCUUCCCUACCUGCAUGAUCGGUGUGGGCCUCUUCACCAACCUUGUCUACUUCGGCCUCCUCCAGACCUUCCCCUUCAUCAUGCUGACCUCGCCUAACUUCAUCCUGUCAUGUGGGUUAGUGGUGGUGAAUCAUUACCUCGCGUUUCAGUUUUUUGCGGAGGAAUAUUAUCCUUUCUCAGAGGUCCUGGCCUAUUUCACUUUCUGUCUGUGGAUAGUCCCAUUUGCAUUCUUUGUGUCACUGUCGGCUGGGGAGAACAUCCUGCCCUCCACCAUGCAGCCAGGAGAUGACGUGGUCUCCAAUUACUUCACCAAAGGCAAGCGGGGCAAACGCUUAGGGAUCCUGGUUGUCUUCUCCUUCAUCAAAGAGGCCAUUCUACCCAGUCGUCAGAAGAUAUACUGACCCCCUUGGAGAGGGGAUGCGGGGGCUGGAUCAGGAGGGAGUCAGGCCCCUGGGCCUCUGCACUAGGUCAGGGCCAUGAGCCUGGAGGGCACCUCCCCCCAGCCCUGGCCUUCCUCUCCUUGACUCUCCCUGAAGCUCCCAUCCCCACCCUCCUUGGGGAGCUCAGCCCAGCCCUGACACUGCUAUAGGCUGUGACCUCAGAGGGCACAGGGAGGGUGGCAGAGCCUGCUCAGGCAGAAGGCCAUGAUCCACCUGCUUGUGUGAGAGCGGAGUGCCCCGUGGCCCUCCUCUUGCCCCUCCAUGGUGGGUCAGGAGGAUUCUGGCCCUGCUGGGACAGGUAGGGCAGGAUUCGUGAAGCUGGGAAGCAGACAGUGACAAGUUCUCUGGGUAAAUGGCCGUGGGGAGGGGCCAUGGCUUGGCACUUCCGAGAGAAAUACUUUUUGCUGUUGAACUGUGAUUUCUGUCCAAGUGCUGAAUCCCGUUUUGAAUAAAGAUUCUAGGUGGCACUAUUUGCCUUAAUACCUGGAAAGUUCAUCUACCUGUCUUUCUGCAGACCUUCUGCCCUGAACUGAACUGGCUUUUCUGCUCCAGGGACUCCUUUGGUUUUGAGUCCCUUCUGAAGGGACUUUUCUUAUAAUCCUUGCUGGGAAGGGGGCAGGGACGAAGAGCGGAGCCUGGUCAGUGUGGGGAGUGGAGGCAGCUUUUCUUAGGCCCCUCCCUUUGCUUCCAUCUCUUUUUUCUCCAGGGCUCCAUAUGGAGCCCUGUUCGUGCAGUGUUUAAUAGCUUGACUGCUAACCAAGAGGUCGGCAGUCCGAGUCCACCGGCUGCUCCUUGGAAAGCCUGUGGGGCAGUUCUGCUCUGUCCCAUAGGACUGCCAUGUGUCGGUACCUACUUGAUGGCAACCAGUGAAGGCUGCAUGGCUGUCCUGCUGGGGGUAGGAGAGGUAACAGUUUUAAGGUAGGGUUAGAUUUUCAGAACAUCGGCAAUAUUCUACUUAUAAGUCUUCCUCUGGGGAAAAGGAGUGGUUGCUGGCUGAAUUCUAUCUCAGGCUCAAGGAGAAACUGAAAAUAAAAAAUGGUUUCCAGGCAGCCUAGGCUACAGCCUGAUUUUGAAGAAAUAGGGCUGGUGAGGAAGUGAUUUGUCACUCUUAACAGCACAUAAGAGCUGGCCCUCUCUUCUGUGUGCUCUUGGCUUGGGGAGAUGAUCUCAGCCUUCUAAGAAGAUGGGCCAGGCCCUGGGCACAGACCAGCAUUUGUUGACCUUGUACUUCAAGUACAGUGCCUUGCAAGAACUCAAUAGUACAUACUGGAAUGAAGUCCCCAUGAGAGCCAUCACUGGCCAUGUCCUAUACCUCAAAGCCAGGCUGGCAGGUGUGGAGACAGACUGCACACGUGGAGUACCUUUAAGCCACUGGGAAGACCCCUGUGCUUGAAAAUCUUUCUUCUACAUCAUUUCUGAGGUCCCACCAUAGCCAUUCAUUUCCUUGCCUUUAGCAUUUCCCAUUCUCUUAAAAAUACCAGCCCUCCGCUUUCCCUGGGAGGGUAGCACAUUCUGGUCUUCAUCUGUCGGUGGGAACGAGAUUGCCAGGCCCUUUUCUUCUAUGCAGACAAGGACAAGGUAGACAAACGUCAUCCUCACCAACGGGCUGGCAACUGGCUCUGCUCACUCCUGCCGUCCACUACUUUGUCCCUCACCCAGACGAUGUGGCUUUGCCCCGUUCCACUGCCAGUGCUUUCAUGGGGAGUGCCAGUGCCCUUCCUGUGCUAAAAUCAGUGGACCCUUCUCAUGUUUUAUCUAACUUGGCUGAUCGAUCACCCCGUGCUUCCUGAAUCAUACUUCCCUGGCCUCUGUGGCACAAUACUCAGCUGGUUUUCCUCUUACCUCUCUGGCUGUUCCUUUCAGUCUCCUGUGCAGGCUUUUCCACUUGCCUCAUGCAUAAUGGGGCUUCUCAGGGUUCUGUCUUGAGACAGGGAGCCCAUCCAUGCUGAUGGCUUCAAGGACUCUACCAAGAAAUCGAGAGUUGACCUCCAACCCCAACCUCCCUUCGAUCUUCUGAACUUCUGGGUUCACAGGGAAUUCAAGUUCAUGGCCCAGAUGGCACUUGUUGCUGUCUUCACAAACCUACCCCUUUUCGUACCUGUCUUGACCCUAAGAUCACUCAGAAGCCAGACCAGAAACCUGCUUUCCAUCACUGCUUCCUCUUUCUGCCCUCACAUCCAAUUCUACAAACUGCCAACUCUACCUGCUUAACACCUCUUGGUU
Loxodonta africana (African savanna elephant) is the source of this 2918-nucleotide messenger RNA. It is a transcript of the gene TEX261, whose product is annotated as testis expressed 261. NCBI's taxonomy places the organism in Eukaryota, Metazoa, Chordata, Mammalia, Proboscidea, Elephantidae. Gene Ontology annotation, biological process: endoplasmic reticulum to Golgi vesicle-mediated transport. The transcript is spliced from 6 exons. Gene Ontology annotation, molecular function: COPII receptor activity. Bases 66 to 656 code for a protein of 196 amino acids. Gene Ontology annotation, cellular component: COPII-coated ER to Golgi transport vesicle; endoplasmic reticulum membrane; Golgi membrane. The record is from RefSeq and is a predicted model, not a curated record.